Molecule: messenger RNA, 4559 nt
Organism: Zeugodacus cucurbitae (melon fly)
Lineage: Eukaryota; Metazoa; Arthropoda; Insecta; Diptera; Tephritidae
Exons: 9
Coding region: 1003-3474 (823 amino acids)
Source: RefSeq, a predicted model, not a curated record
AAUUAGUUUUCAUUUAAUUGUGGAGCGGUUCGGUUCUGGUAGCGCUUUAGCGAAGACGUUGUAAUAUAGACCAGCACUACGAUAGAGACAGUGUAAUGAAUUGUUUGUGUUACUUAAGCGAUAUGUAAUAUAUUCAUAAUAUUACAUACAUAUAGUAUAUAUCAUAAUUAAUUGUAGCCGAAGUCAGCGAGACGUUGCUUUUGUUUAUGCGCCGUGUGAUAAUUUCAUAAAGAACUAGAAAGCAAAUUGUUUGCGCUGUUUACAUAUUUUUUAUUUGAUUGGUUCCACACAAAGCACCCAGAGAUAACCAAGUACGGUAUCGGAUUUCAGAUCAAACGCGAGCGGACAACAGUUGUGCAAACAGUUUUCCAGCGAUUUUUAUGAAAAUUUUCAUUUCGCUGUCGCAAAUAUUUUUUUCUUCGCGUUUCAUUUGCUUUAACGAUUUUGUUGCCUAGUCUAUAUGGACAUUAAAAGGGCGCAUUGAUUGUCGGACGGAAGGUAUCAAGGUUAUUAUUAUGGCAUUCGCAUACGUUUUAUAAUUAAACAUAGAGAAAUGCGAAAGUAUGACGAAAAGAUAAAUGAAAAACCACUUUGAAAAUUCCGUGGCCCUUUCAACUCGACGAUUGCUCUUUUAUUACUCAAUUAGCGGUGAAUGACGUCUAUUAUUAGUUAAGUGUAUGAAAUGAAAUGUGCAAUUAUUUAAAUACUCCAGAAUAUAAUAGUUAUGUGCGUUGGCAAUUAUCAAACUCAUUAAAGUAAAAUAUAAUUGUUGCUUAGCCAUUAAAAAAAUAUUCAAAAAAUAAAAAAUUAAAACUAAAUUGUGACAUAAUUAAUUACACGCCAAAAGUUAAGUCAACUCAACUAAUUUACAACAACAAGCCAAUACACGAAAUAUUUACAACAAUUCGCAAUUAAAGUGAAGUACAACAAUAACAACAAGUAAACAUACACCGCUUCCCUAGACGUCCACGAAGUACCCAACAACACACAAACCUACCGAGAAUGCAAACAACAAAUCAAAACACUUAUGAUACCGCCGAAACUAGUAUAACAACAACAAAAACAGAAAGUGAAAUUGACACAACAGCAACAGCAACAACAAUCAACACUAGCAACACAAAAAACGAAGCUUUUGCUAAAUACAAUGUUGUUGUAGACAAUCUUUAUGUACAACAAAACAAUCUUAACGAAUUAGCUGUAAACACUAAUACAACAACAACAAAUACACUGAACGAAGUAACGCUAAUGAGCUACAACGGAGCGGUGGCCACACCAAUGGACCAGCAACCGCAAUUAGAUGAGGACAAUGAGAACUGUGUGAUUGAUAUAGCCACAAUGCAAAUCGCUGACGACAGCAGCAGCAACAGCAAAAAUACUGCCACUAUGUCAGCUUUAAAAUGUGACAGCAACAAUAAAUGCAGCUACACAGAUGAGCAGAGUCAGAGUGAAGGUGAGCGGAGAGUGGGAGAUGUGAUAAGUGAAAUGGAUACAGCAACAAAUGCGGAAAUGGAAAGCGAAGGUGAUAGUGAAGGAGAGUGCAAAGUGGGAAGUGUGGAAAUCGAGGCUGAGCAGCACAGCGAUAAUGAAGAGGAGCUGGCCAAGCAAUAUUUAAAUGAAAUUGAAAUUAGCAAAGUUGAUGAAGAGCAACUUGUCACCGAGCUGGUGGAUGCCAGCGGACAAGGAUGUUGUACGGAAGCUAAGCAAAGCAACAGUAUGCGUGUCGCAUUCGGUAUAAUCUUAAGACUAAUGUUGCCACUUGCUAACAGCGUUAUGCGCAGCUUCAAGGGUAUACGCGAUGUGCGCUUUCAACGUGUACUGAGAUCGAUUACUUCCAGCCGUCAGGUGCUCACCAAUUUAAUGGCAUUCGCCGCUAAUUCCAUAUCGUUGAAUUUGUCGUCGGUGCACGAUUUUAGCUACUCUAAAUCCAUUCAAAAAUUAAAAAAUUUAUCGCAGCGCAUAGAACCGAUUUUGAAGCUUCUUAAAAUAAGACCAGCACGCGAUGGUAUUGAAAGUCUUCCCGAUAUACCUUCCAUCGAUAUUGCACCAUAUUUUCCAACUGCUGCACCACCGCCCACACCAACUGCAACACCCGGCACACCGACAAUGCCUGUACUCUCGCCAUUUUUGAAUGAACCUUCCAUAGUUAUGGCCAGUUUUUCGACGGCCAAGCGGAAAAGCGCGGUGCCACACACGCCAGCACCAAAAUGCUGCACAAUAAAAAUAUUGGCGGAACCGCCACCUGAUCAGCCUAUACGCGCCGACAUUGUCUUCAUACACGGGCUGCAUGGUUCACUAGUGAACACAUGGAAGCAGGGACUGUGGGAGAACGAACGUCAACCUGAGGACUUCCAGCGGCCACCAAAGCCACCGGUGCGACCACCGAAACGGCCCAAACAUUCGCGCACUGCCCCCCUACAUCCGCCACAUAAACAGAAGCGUGCGCGAUUUGCGCAAAGCGACGCGAAUCAUCGCGCCACACUGGAGCCAAUGGAUGCGGAUGAAAUGCGCGAUUUGGAUAAUGGCUUUUUCGAUGCCAGCGAGCACGAACUGAAGGAAGGCGUCUCAUAUGAGUGCGGCGCGCCAGAAGAUAUACAAAACUGUGAUGGCAUCGAGUACAGCUUUCCCACAUUCCGACUGCGUCUGAACGAUAGCGGUCGGCUGCUGCAGGGUGAAUUCGAUAAGCGAAACGACAACUCCACGAAUGAUGGCGCCGGUGAACCACACAUCAGUCAUACACAGCCUACCAGCAAUAGCGCCAAGGCGAAAGGCAAAGCCAAAGCCAAACCUUCGCCCAAUGAUCCAAAUUACUCAAAGUGCUGGCCCGGUGAUUGGCUGCCAUUAGACUGCCCCGGUGUACGCGUUAUCGCCGUCAACUAUACCACCGAUCAAUAUUUGUGGCGUCCGUUGUGGAAGAAGAAGGAGCCCCGUUCGAACCUCAUCGAGCGUGCACGCGAAAUGACCGAGUUGCUGAUAAAACAUCGUAUCGGUUGUGGACAACCAAUUGUGUGGGUGGGUCACUCCAAGGGUGGGCUGUUCAUCAAGCAAAUCAUAGUCGAUGCUUGGGAGAGUGGUCGUCCUGCCGUGGCGCCGCUCUGGCGUUCUUCACGCGGUGUUUUCUUUUACUCGGUACCGCAUCGUGGCUCACAUUUGGCAUGCAUUAAAGCGCCGCUGCUGGCGCGUUCUGUCGAAAUGUUGGACAUUGAGAAGAAUAAUAAAUAUUUAUUGGAUCUGCAUCGACGUUUCGCCGGCCUUUAUCACUUGGGCCACAUUAAAAUUGAGGUAUUCAGCUUUGUGGAGACCGCGUUGACUCUGAUGUCGGUACUUUAUCUGCGUAUUGUUGGAGUGGAUUCGGCAGACCCCGGUUUUGGCGACGUAUGCGGCAUACGUUUGGAUCAUCGCGAGAUUUGUAAGCCACGCGGCAGAGACUGCAUUCUAUACAAAGAAUUAGUUAAAAUGAUUAAAAAAGUAUAUUAAAAUUGGGAGAAAAGAAUUUAGAAUUAGUAACCGAGUAACUAAAUAGAAACUGUUAGUACCUUAUUGUUUUAAAGUAUAAUCGUGUGGAUAAUGCCCGAAAAUUGUCAAAGUAAAUACACAUUUUACUAUAGAAAGAAAAAAUAAUUAUAAAAAAAUACAUAACUGUAAAAAUAAAAAUCAUAAUAAAUAUUCUAAUGUAUAAAUUAUAUUUGAGAGCUUAAUGUUCCAGUAUAACUCAUAUAUUUAUGUGCUAAAUGAAUGAAAAACCGUUAAAUUCCACAAUUACACAUACAAAUGUACUAGUGUAUGCUAUUUACACACAACAGCACAUUAACUUACCGUUAAGCUAUGUAUUAAACGGAUAUUAUCAUCAUUAGCUACUCAACGAUUGCCAUUGUUUAACUAUAGAUAUUUAUAUAAACUAUAUUAUAUAUUUAUAUACAUAUAAAUAUAUAUUUAAUAUACAGACAAUAUAUAUAUAUAUAUGUAUUUGCGAUUAUUACACAUUUUUUGAUAAUUCUAUUUUUUAUUAAACGUUAAUUUUUGUUCUUGUAAAAUACUGUCUAUGUACAAUAAAUAUAUAUGUAUAUCUUCUGUAAAUAAGUUUAAUACAUAUAGAGUAUAUAUAUACAACAUACGUAAGAAUUUACAAUAAGUUUUUAGUUUUGACGUAAGAAGUUUUUUAUGAAAAUGCGUGACCAUCAGGGAUAAGAACCGUUAAAUAGUGAUUGGAUUUUGUGAUCAGCUCAAUAAGAUGUGAUUUUUUAGCAAAGUGAGAAGCAUAGCACGAUAUAUAUACAAGAAUGAUAUUUUCUCCAGAUAUUGUACAUAUAAAUACAAAAUAUUUAUGUAUUUAAGCAAUUUAGUUAAGUACUUACUGCAAUUAUAAUUUCUUUUUUACACACUACUAAAUGCAACUGUAUCUGAAAGCAUUGCUGUAAAUUAUAUGAAUACAAACAAAUAUAUAUACAUGUAUACAUAGAUAAAAUAGAUUUUCAAUAAAAAUGUUUGAAGUUAUUAUUGUCAAUAUUAUAAGUAAUACUUUGCCACCAAUUCUUUAAUAACGCUUAUAUAACUGUACAUGC